Chanos chanos (milkfish) is the source of this 1518-nucleotide messenger RNA. It is a transcript of the gene plekhd1, whose product is annotated as pleckstrin homology domain containing, family D (with coiled-coil domains) member 1. The transcript is spliced from 13 exons. Bases 1 to 1518 code for a protein of 505 amino acids. NCBI's taxonomy places the organism in Eukaryota, Metazoa, Chordata, Actinopteri, Gonorynchiformes, Chanidae. The record is from RefSeq and is a predicted model, not a curated record.
AUGUUCUCAUCGUCCAAGCCUUCCUUAUUCUCUCCCUGGAGCUCCAUGGAACAGGCAGACACAGACGGACUGGACAUCAGCACCAAGGUGCAGCUACAUGGGGUGCUAUGGAAGAGACCUUUCGGACGGCCCUCGGCCAAGUGGUCACGGAGAUUUUUCAUCAUCAAAGACAGCUUCUUGCUCUAUUAUGCUGAAAAUGAGAAAAGAAACUUUGAAACCAACAGAUAUUUCAACAUCCAUCCCAAGGGUGUGAUACCCUUAGGAGGAUGUGUAGUGGAGCCAAAGGAAGACCAAGGCAUGCCAUUUGCCAUAAUUAUCAACCACGAGGACUUCAGUGGUAAUAUAGUCCUGGCAGCUGAGUCUGAGGCAGAACAGAUCCAGUGGCUAGAGAUGCUGCAGGAGUCUGGUAAAGUUACCUGGAAGAAUGCCCAGCUAGGAGAGGCUAUGAUUGAGAGUUUGGAGGCCCAGGGACUACAGCUGGCCAAGGAGAAACAGGAAUACCUGGAUAAACUCAUGGAGGAGACAGAGGAGCUGAGCCUGCAGAGAGAACAAAAGGAGGAGUUGGAGCGGCUGAAUCAGGUGUUAGAAGAGGAGAAACAGAAGUUUGAGGAGGUGGUGAUGGAAUUGAGGGCAGAGCAGGAGCAGAUUAAACUAGACUUAGAUGGCACAGCACAGUCUCUGAAAGGGGUGGAGUCUGAGAAGGUGGAGCUUCACAGUCUCACCGUACUGCUGCAGAAAUCACUAGAGGAACUUUCUCAAGAGAAAAAGCGCACUCUGGAUCUUCUCAGAGAGAGGGGUCUUGGAGAGAUGGAUUUAGAGGCCCAAAGCCAGGCAGCCUCCUUGGAUCCCGAGAACCCAGAUGGUCCAGAAGGUCAGCUCCAGGGUAACCUGCGGCACAUUGAAGAGCAGAUGAGAAAUUUGCAGAGAGAAAAGGAGCAAGCAGAGGAUAGGCUAAAAGAGAACGAGCAGCGGGCCAGGGUGUUGCAGGAGGAGAGGGAGUUCUACUCUGCUCAAGCACAGGCUCUCCAGCAGUCCCUUACCCAGCUCACCGCUGACAAACAGCAGACUGAGGCUGAGCUGAAGACUGAGAUGGAGUCUCGGGUGGAACUGGAGCACAGGCUGAAACUGGCAGAGGAGGCCUUGAAAGACCUUGAGCAGGGUUUAAACUGUCUGGAACGUUCUCAUGAAAGGGAUGAGAGGAUGCGAGGGGAUGUCAGUCACCUUCGCAAGUUCUUCGAAGAAUGUAUCUGUGCUGCAGAGAUAGAGGCCAAGUUGCCUGCUAUUAUGAAGAACGCUGUGUACCUACACAAAGCCGCCGCCCGUCGCAUCAAGAGCUGUCGUGUGCAGAGGAGGGUAUCCAGACACCACUGGUUGAAGCACUCACAGUCAUUUGUCCACUCAGCUGGUGCAGGUGCUAGUUUGGAGGAUUUAAAAGAGACAGCCCGACGCCUGACCUCUGACUCAUGCUUCAGGCAGAAAGUCUUCAAGAUCAUCGCUAGCCCAGAUACAUCCCAGUGA